UCUGCCCCUCCCUCCCCCUAACCUAACCUCCCCACCCCAGUAGGAGCUGGUGGAAGAAAAGUCAGGCGAACACAAGCACCACGGGGCAUCCGGACUCCAGCUGACUCUUGCUGCCGGCUCUGCUGAAGGGUGGGGGAGGAAGUGGAGGGAACCUUGCCGGGACUAAACCCAGAGCCCAGAGGAGAGGCAGGUGUGCAGAGGUGCAUUACUUGGAUCAUGAGGUCAUCCCUCUGCUGGCUCCUCCCACUUCUCCUCAUCUUGGCCUCAGGGGCCCAAGGCCAGUCAACGAGACGACCAAGACCCAGGCCCAGGCCAAAACCCAGACCCAGGCCCACACCCAGCUUUUCUCAGUCCCCGGAACCAUCAGAGCCAACAGACCUGCCCCCUCCCCUCCCCCCGGGCCCACCAUCUAUCUUCCCUGACUGUCCCCGGGAAUGCUACUGCCCCUACGACUUCCCGUCUGCCCUCUACUGUGACAGCCGCAACCUCCGAAAGGUCCCCGUCAUCCCGUCCCGCAUCCAUUACCUCUAUCUCCAGAACAACUUCAUCUCCGAGCUCCCGGUGGAGUCCUUCAAGAAUGCCUCAGGCCUGAGGUGGAUCAACCUGGACAACAACCGAAUUCGCAAGAUAGACCAGAGGGUGCUGGAGAAGCUCCCCAGCCUGGUGUUCCUCUACAUGGACAAGAACCAGCUGGAGGAGGUGCCCGCGGCCCUGCCCCGGAACCUGGAGCAGCUGAGGCUGAGCCAGAACCAGAUCUCCCGGAUCCCACCCGGCGUCUUCAGCAAGCUGGAGAAUCUGCUGCUCCUCGAUCUCCAAAAUAACAAGCUGAGUGACGGCGUCUUCAAGCCCGACACCUUCCAGGGCCUCAAGAACCUCAUGCAGCUCAAUCUGGCCCACAACAUCCUGAGAAAGAUGCCCCCCAAGGUGCCCCCGGCCAUCCACCAACUCUACCUGGACAGCAACAGGAUCGAGACCAUCCCUAACGGCUACUUCAAGGGCUUCCCCAACCUCGCCUUCAUUCGGCUUAACUACAACAAGCUGUCGGACAGAGGGCUCCCCAAGAAUUCCUUCAACCUCUCCAACCUGCUCGUGCUCCACCUGGCCCACAACAAGAUCAGCAGCGUGCCCGCCAUCAACAACCGGCUGGAGCACCUGUACCUCAACAACAACAGUAUUGAGAAAAUCAAUGGGACGCAGAUUUGCCCCAACGAUGUCCUUGCCUUCCACGACUUCUCGUCGGAUCUGGAGAACGUUCCCCACCUCCGCUACCUGCGGCUGGACGGGAACUACCUGAAGCCGCCCAUCCCCCUGGACCUCAUGAUGUGCUUCCGCCUGCUGCAGUCCGUCGUCAUCUAGGCUUCCUCUGCCCCGGGCCUUCUCUGACCACCCCUGAAUGCCGGCGGCCAGUGCCCACCAUUUGUUUCCUCUGUCUCCCUUUCUUUGCCUUUCCUCCCACCCCGCCCCCCUUCCAUAGCCACUGCACCUGCAGCCUCUGGAGCAAAUCCUCUAAGGCCUCGCCUUGGCCCCAUCCAGCUCAAAGACAACAGUGCACACCCAAACUUCUACACCCCCACCCCCAGCACAGAUAUGUGUCUGAAGAUGUCAUAUCCCCUUCUCUGUCCUCCUCCCACAUCACUCCUGGGUAAGUCUGGGACUGGCAUCUGGAUUGGUCCUAGCCACAGCGAGCAGCGCCACCCAGAGGUGAGGUUUGGAAAUUCCUGCUGGAGACUCCACUGUGGGUAGCUCUGGCCUAAAGAGACUGAGAAACCCAGGGCCUGGCCAAGGACCCUGUCUUCCAAAACAGCUUCCCCACCACCCUGUUCCCUGGCACCAGACAUCAGUCACCAGACUCUCUGCUUUCCUCUGUUCUCCAGAAGGGAAGUGCAAGGGAAUGGGCUGGGGUGAGGGUUGGGGAGAAGGUCGGGGUGCCCACAGGGCCUACAUCUGGCCGUCUCUUCACAGGGAUGAGCUGGAACUGCCACUUCCUCCUUCUCCAGGGAGCACAGCAAAUGCACCUCUGGCUGGGCCUCUCUAUUCCAAGAGACUGAGCAGGGAGGGACGGUCAAAGACCGGUUCAAGGAACUGGGAGUCAGCCAGCAGGAGAGGGGUGGGAGUCAGGGCUUGAGGACAAGCCCCCGUGGGUGCAGGGGGGGUCCUGCUGCUCCUGUGGCCAUUCUGGGCAAGAGGCCUAAGACCCUGCGGAACACAGUGUACUGGACGGAGGGUACAGAGCGCUGUCCUGCCCCACCAUCUGUUCUCUGUCAGUGUGGAGAGGCCCACCCUUUCCACCCCUUGAACAGACCCUGGGAAACCCACAAGAAAGGGAGGAGCAUGUGGAAAUCUCCCAGAAGCCUCUCCGGCAUGUGCACAUGGGCCUCUCCUAGGAGACAGACACAUCAGUGACACCUGGUGGCCAGUACAGGUCACAGCGGACUCCUAGCUUCCUCCUCACCUCUGGGGUGGUUUCCCAAGGUCACAGAGCUGGUCUCAGGUUCCAGCUAAAAGGCCACAGCUUGCACAUGGUCUCUCUCUCUUCUGGGGCUUAAAAGGCACUGAGACAGGGCUGAUACCCAUGAUGAGUUAGCAGAAAGGGGGACCCUGGGGACCCCAGGUGAGGAGGAUGCGGUUUGCUGUCUACCUUUGCAGGUCCCUUUCGCUCUCAACCCACGCAUCUGUAAAACAAGGGGGUGAUAAGGUGCUGCUCCCAGGAGCCUCCAUGCUCAUGUUCCCGUCUGUGGCCCCACUCUUCAGACCAGACUAGUCCAACGCAGUAUCCCCUUCCCUUGCAGUAAUUUAUUCCCUCCCCCAAGAUCCCCGCCUCCCUGCCUGGCCAGGGGGAUGGCGUGGCAGACCUCCUAGUAGAGCCGGGACGCCAUAGCUGACUAUCCUUCCCCUUCCCCGUAACUCCCCGUAAGCCAGGAUGAGAAAAGCUCAAGGGUGGGGGGUGUUUAAAAGUUAGAUUAAGCUAGGUCCCUCACUCCAAGAAAUUCCCAUUAUUCUUUCUCAACUUUCCCUUGUGCUGAUGAGCAGAAAAUGUUUCAUCAUGGCUGCCUUCCCGUCCCACACAACUGCCUCAUUUUCCCGGGCUGCAGCUGCUUUCUCCAAGGCUCCUGCUUAAAGUCAGUAUAUUGCUGUGGCUGGAGCGACCUGGUGCUAGGGCCUGGGUGAGCCCCACUUCUUCGCCUUCUUCACACCUCCCAAUCUCAGCCCUUCUGUUGAGGCCCUCAGGGGAGCCUGGCUCCUGUGGCCAACACCCCCCUCACCCCCAUGCUCCCGCAAAGCUGAACUGUCCAUGCAGCGGUGACAUAAUCACCAUCACCCCAUUGCUGCCUCGUCUCCUCAGUGGCACCCUGCAGCUGGGAGCCAAAGGGGACUUACAGCACCCACUGCCCCCAUGUGCUGAUUCCCCUUGGGGUCAAGGAAGCCACCUCCUCCACAACAAGUUUACUCCCUCGGCCCUGUGGGCACCUACACACAGGUGCAUAGUAGCUGUGUACAUGUUCCCUGUGCAUAUAGUCAUUCUUUCUGCAAGGCCAUGUUACUCUGUGAAAAGCUCUCACAUUACAACACGCUUUGCAGCAGAGGAAAUAAAGUAGUAAA
Talpa occidentalis (Iberian mole) is the source of this 3600-nucleotide messenger RNA. RefSeq names its product proline and arginine rich end leucine rich repeat protein (gene PRELP). Bases 217 to 1356 code for a protein of 379 amino acids. The transcript has 3 exons. Gene Ontology annotation, molecular function: heparin binding; protein binding. Lineage: Eukaryota; Metazoa; Chordata; Mammalia; Eulipotyphla; Talpidae. Gene Ontology annotation, cellular component: extracellular exosome. The record is from RefSeq and is a predicted model, not a curated record.